Lodderomyces elongisporus is the source of this 570-nucleotide messenger RNA. RefSeq lists its product as uncharacterized. Lineage: Eukaryota; Fungi; Ascomycota; Pichiomycetes; Serinales; Debaryomycetaceae. Gene Ontology annotation, biological process: vacuolar protein processing. The record is from RefSeq and is a predicted model, not a curated record. Bases 1 to 570 code for a protein of 189 amino acids. The transcript has a single exon. Gene Ontology annotation, cellular component: intracellular membrane-bounded organelle.
AUGUCGUCGGCAAGCCUGAAGAAGUUGGCAGCAAGAAACAAGGCCAUCUUGGAUCAGCUCUUGUACAUUUCAAUUUUGAUCAACUUGUUCACGCUUAUUAUCUUGUUUUAUUUCAAAAGACCUCAAAAAUACAUCUACUAUAUUUUGUUCUCCAUCCCAGCUAUCAUUCUUCAAUAUGUCCUAGAGAAUAAUGGACGUCCCAAGCUUGACCCUAAAGGUCAAUUGAUUAGAUCCGGAGACGACAUUUUGCAAAGAGGUAGCUUAUUCCAAUACUGUUUUGAUAUAAUAUACUUGACUUGGUUCUUUGAUGUUUUGAUGAUUAUCUUUGGCAGCAACAAAGUGUGGUUGGGAUAUGCCGUGAUACCCGGAUUUGCCAUCUAUAAAAUUAGUGGUUUUAUUCUACCAUUUUUUAAAAAAUCUGGUAAUGCAAGUGUAGAUGCAGAUGCUAAACAAAAAGUGGAAGAUGAAAAUUUACGUAAUGGAAGAAGAGAAGAUGGAUCUGGAUUGAGUAAACGUCAACAAAAAUUGAAAGCAAGACAAGAGAAAGGACCAGCCACUAAGUAUCGCUGA